Messenger RNA from Paramecium pentaurelia, 2624 nucleotides. The record is from the annotation of a GenBank genome assembly. Lineage: Eukaryota; Ciliophora; Oligohymenophorea; Peniculida; Parameciidae.
AUGGGAAAUUGUUUUGUAUCAAAACCAAAAAAAGAAACCUAGUCUGAGGAUUAAAGUCCUGGAAAGGAAGCUUUAAACUUAUUUAAAUAAAAGUAAAAAUUAAAAGAAGAUACUAUAACUGAGUAAGUAAAGAAUGGAGGAACAAUGUUGAAAUAAGAUUCUAAACAUGCAUCAGAUGUUAUCUAAGGUUAGGAUGAUGUAUGAUUUUUUACUAAAUAUAGCAGCACAUCAAAUAAAGAAAUGAAAAAAAGAAUAAGAAGUUUGUAAAUGGCAUAUUAUAAAAAGAUGAAUUUGUGGAAAAUGUAGAAAAAAUAGAAAAGGAAAAAAAACCUCAUGAUUAUUAGGUUAUUUUGAAUGCUCUUGGUUAACAUUACUUCUUUGCUCAUAUUAGUGAUUAACACAAGUAAAUAUUUAAUUAUGAGCCAAGAGAAGACAUUGUUAUGAAAAUGUUUUAUUGCAAAGUCGCAGCAAAUGAAUUUGUUUUUUAACAAAAUGAUUAAGCCAGUGCCUAUUUCAUUAUUGAUUAAGGAAUUUGUGAUAUUAUAAUUAAUGGGGAAGUAAAAAAGUAACUUACCACUGGGGAGGGUUUUGGAGAACUAGCAUUAUUGUAUGGAGCACCUCGUUCAGCUUCUGUUAAAACUAAAGAUGGUUAGUUUUUUUAUUGAAAUUAGAGUGUUUCUUUUGGGGUAUUGACAGAGGGACUUUUAGAGCUGCAGUGGAAGAGCUAGUUUAAAAAGAAUAUGAUGAAAAUCGAAAGUUUAUUGAUUCAAUUAAAUUUUUUGAAUGGAUGACUGUUGAUUAGAAGGAUAUGAUAGCAGGAGCAAUAAUUACUUAAUCAUUUAAAAAAGGUCAAGCAAUUGUAAAUGAAGGAGAUAUGGCUAGUUCUUAUUUCAUUAUAAAGUCAGGAAUGGUUAAGAUAAUGAAAGGAGGCAAUGAAUUAAGAUAGAUGUCUGUAGGAGAUUCAUUUGGAGAAUAAGCUCUCUAUCAAAAUUCAGUGAGAGGAGCCUCUGUAAUAGCAGUAGAUGAAAAUGUUUGUUGUUUAGCUAUUGGAAGGGAGACAAUAACAAAAAUUUUAGGUGAUAAGAUAUAGGUUAUAAUGUAUAACAACCUUUUGAGAUGGAGUUUUGAAAAGAAUCAAUUGUUGUGUAAAUUAACUAAAAUUCAAAUUGAAAAGAUUGUGACUAAAAUUUAGACAGUAAAUUAUGAGGCAAAUCAAAGGAUCUACACAGCAGAUCAAAAAUGUGAUAAAUUAGUUAUAGUUUUAGAAGGGAAGUUAUGCAAUGUAAGUAUAUUAAAUAUUGAAAAUUAAGAAAGAAAAAGAGAUAGCUACAAAAGGAUAAAUUGUUGGAGAUUAAUUUUUACCUAAAAAAAAUAGAGAAAAACUGGUUCCUUAUGAUAUAUUUUUAAAGGAGGGAGGCAAAGUUGCAUAAAUACCAUUUGAUGUAUUUUUAGAAUGCAUAGGAGGUGAAUUAGAUUAAGUGAUUUAGAAGAAUGAAAACAAUCAUGAAGUGAAAUAUAUGUAGAGAUAAAUCUCAAAAUAAUAAGUAGAUUAUUUAAUCUUGGAUGAUAUGAUUCAUAUAAAAAAAUUAGGAUAAGGAUAAUUUGGUUCAGUGUAUUUGUGUAAGAAUAAAAAGGAUGGUAAAUUAUACGCCUUGAAAUGCAUCAUUAAAAACUAAAUAGUAGAAUAACAUUUAGAAAGUCAUCUAACUUAAGAAAAAACUGUGCUUGAAUAAAUUUAAUUUCCUUUAAUGAUGAGAUUUUACAAAUCGAUGAAGGAUGAUAAUUUUAUUUACUUUCUAGUUGAAUACAUAAAAGGUUUGGAAUUGUUCGAUGUGAUCAGAGAUAUAGGAUUACUAAAUAAUUAUGAUUCAUAAUUUUAUGUAGCCUCUUUAUUACUUUGCAUGGAGUAUCUGCAUACUCACCAUAUUGUCUAUAGAGAUAUUAAACCAGAAAAUGUGAUGGUAGAUCAUCAUGGAUACAUUCGAUUGAUUGAUAUGGGAACUGCAAAAAUUUUGAAAGGGAAAGGUCGAACCUUUACUAUUAUAGGAACUCCUCAUUAUAUGGCUCCAGAAAUCUUAAAUGGAAAAGGUAUUAAAAUAGUAAUGCAUUAAGGUUAUUCAUAUUCAGUAGAUUUGUGGAGUAUAGGUAUAUGUCUUUACGAAUUUAUGUGUGGAGGAGUUCCAUUUGCUGAGGAUGCAGAAGAUCCAUAUGAAAUAUACGAGGAAAUUACAAAGAAACAAAUUUCAUAUCCCAAUCAUCUUAAAGAUCGAAAGGCUAAAAAAUUUAUUGAUUAAUUAUUAAACAAGACCCCAGAAAUUCGUUUAGGUGGGAGUUAUGCAGCUUUGAAAGCCAACUCUUGGUUUGAUGGAUUGGAUUGGGUAUUUGUGAUACGUUAGUUUUAAAUAGGAUAAAUUGAUGGAUAAAGAGUUAAAGCCUCCUUAUAUUCCACCUAAGGAUAGAUUAAUCGGGGAAAAAGAAAUUGUAACAAUUGAGAAGCAAAAUAAAAGCAUAUAGGGAGAAAUAAAAAAUGUAUGAUUAGAUUUAAUGCUUAGGAUCUUGGGGAGAAAAAUUUAUAUAAGAAGGAAUUAGCUAAGGAUCCUUUAUGGGAUGAGAAAUUUAAUUGA